AUGUACAGAUCGACUAAGGGAGCGUCGAAAGCGAGGAGAGACCAGAUCAACGCGGAGAUCAGAAGCCUGAAGGAACUGUUACCCAUCUCGGACGCUGAUAAAUCCAGACUUUCCUAUCUUCACAUCAUGUCCCUGGCGUGUAUCUACACCCGGAAAUCGGUCUUCUUCAACUCAGGUGCCGAUGUGCAAGACUGUCUCCCCCUGAUCUCGCCGCAGGAGUUGAGGGACUUCUUGCAUUCUCUCCCUGGCUUCCUCAUGGCUCUCAGCAGCGAGGGCAAACUCAUCUACGUGUCCGAGAACGUGUCCGACCACCUGGGCCACUCGCUGGUGGACCUGGUGGCGCAGGGCGACAGUAUCUACGACAUCACCGACCCUCUGGACCACCUGGUGCUGAGCGCCCACCUGAUGCAGACAUCCUCUCCAGAGACCGAGCGUCUCUUCCGCUGCCGAUUUAACACCUCCCGGUCAGUCAGGCGGCAGAGCGCCGGCAACAAGAUGGUGCUGAUCCGAGGCCGGUACCACCAGCCCCCAGCCGGGACCUACUGGUCGUCUAAGCCGGUCUUCAUGGCCUUCUGCUCACCGCUGGACACCCGGCCCCGGCUCUUCGACAACCACCUGUUCCUCGCCUUCUUCCAGAGCCGGCACGCCAAGGAUAUGAUGUUCGUGGAGGUUUCCGACAGCGUUGCCUACCACCUCGGAUACCAAGACAGCGAGCUGGUCGGCAAGUCCUGGUACAGCCUGGUCCACCCUCAGGAUCUAUCGCACGCCUCCACCCACCACUACCGCCUAGUGAGCGGCCGCAGCGAGUCCAGGGUGGAGAUGGCGGUGCGGCUGCAGAGCAAGGACGGCCCGUGGGUCUGGGUGUACCUGGUGGCUCAGCUGGAGUGCGCCGAGGUCCCCGUGCUGUGCCACAACUACACCAUCAGCGAGAAUGAAGCCUGGUGUCUCCGGCAACAGCUGUCCGAGGAGGAGCUGGACAGCCAGAUGUUCCCUUACGCCCUCCCUGCCCUCCCGUCUCAACACGAUGCGCUGGACUCUCCCCCCUACCUCUCCAGCCCCGACACCGUCUUCACCCCCAUGUCCGGGACACCCACCAGCGGCGUCUCAGGCCAGUCCUUCGACUUCAGCGGCAUCUGCCUGGAAUUCGCCGAGGGUCCCGCAGCCCCGGAGGAAGAGGACGGCGCCCGUCUCCUCGCCCAGGGCGUGUGCCCGCAGCAGGAGGACGUGGAGCGGCUGAGCGGUCCCAACACCAGCUCUGCCAAGCUCCCAGAGUUGGCUUACAGUGACUGCGUCUUCGGACCCGAGUCUCCCACUCCUCCUUGUACCCCUCGCCUCCCCGGACCCAUGUUUGCAUUUGGAGGACGAGAUACCUACGGUCCGACCAGCAGCGAGCUCUUCUACUGUCCCGAGACCUGUGCCCCUCUCUACGAGAAGAUGCCCCCUUCCCCGGACAGUCCCGGGAACGGAGGGGGUAUGUGCUCGGUGAUGGGUUUCCCCAAGGUCCGGGCUCCCCUCUACAUCCACGUCCCCAGUACGCCCGAGGGGUUGCUCACGCCCGAAGCAUCGCCCAUCAAGAUGACAGUGAACAACUGCUUUGGUUACCUGGAGGGUAACCAACGCGCAGAGACCAAAAGUUGGCCCAAGAGCGGCGACCAAGGACUUGCAGAGCCGGGAGAGAUCCUCGCCGGGGGUGGAUCGUCCACCCGCGCCUCUUCCCUGCCAACCUCCGCCCCGUUCCUGGACUUCCAAGCCCCCAAGCAUUGGAGGAGCGUGGACUUCUCCUUGGUGACCUACACCCCACAAGAGGAGGAGAGCGAGGACGUGAUCAGGAACCUGUUGAAAGAUCUCGAGGUGCCUGCGCUUCAGAGCUGCAGCCCCGCUCCCGGCUGCCUGCAGAAGGCGGGCAGUCCCUCACGCCCCGCCGGUUUGGACUCCGAGGUGGAGCAGAGCCCCGACUCUCGCCCCGCGACAGACCUGUCUCCGGAAGAGCAAUCCUUCCUUGAAGAAUUGGCUUCGUACGAAACAGUAUUUGAGACGUAUGCCUCAAGAUCCCCGUGUGACGGAUUUAAUGAUGAGUUGUAUCAACUCCAAAGUCGCAGCCAGGAAUACUUCCAGCAAGAUGGAAGUAGAGGUGAUCCCUCGUUCUGAAAUAAGUCUGUGACUUACUUCAUCGAGUAUGGCAUAUUGUCAUAUUUUGUGAAGCUGCUAUUAUUAGAGAAAAC
Molecule: messenger RNA, 2222 nt
Organism: Pristis pectinata (smalltooth sawfish)
Lineage: Eukaryota; Metazoa; Chordata; Chondrichthyes; Rhinopristiformes; Pristidae
Product: neuronal PAS domain-containing protein 4-like
Exons: 8
Coding region: 1-2148 (715 amino acids)
Biological process (GO): regulation of transcription by RNA polymerase II
Molecular function (GO): protein dimerization activity; DNA-binding transcription factor activity, RNA polymerase II-specific; RNA polymerase II transcription regulatory region sequence-specific DNA binding
Source: RefSeq, a predicted model, not a curated record